Corythoichthys intestinalis (scribbled pipefish) is the source of this 1194-nucleotide messenger RNA. RefSeq names its product butyrophilin-like protein 2. The transcript has 6 exons. Bases 1 to 1194 code for a protein of 397 amino acids. Gene Ontology annotation, cellular component: external side of plasma membrane. Lineage: Eukaryota; Metazoa; Chordata; Actinopteri; Syngnathiformes; Syngnathidae. Gene Ontology annotation, biological process: cellular response to lipopolysaccharide; cell surface receptor signaling pathway; positive regulation of T cell proliferation. The record is from RefSeq and is a predicted model, not a curated record.
AUGGUUCAAUCAUUCUACCAUGAGGCCGACCAGCCGACAAACCAGAACAAGCACUUUCUGGGCAGAACGUCUCUGUUGAAGGAGAACAUCAAAAAAGGGAAUGCAUCACUGCUGUUAAAGAAUAUUGUCGUUGGAGAUGAAGGAGGGUACAGGUGUAUAGUAACACAUGACAUGGAAAAAACAGAGUUCAUCUUCAAACUCCAUGUAGAAGAUGAGCCUAAUAUUUCUUCGCAGUCUCCAGUCACGACAAUCCAGAUCCAAAAAGGUGGGGAGCAACUGAUCUGCAGCCCAGAGGGAAUCUUCCCUGAACCCCAAAUCCGCUGGUCCAAAGAACAUGCUCUGGCGCAAGCACUAAGCAACAUUAGCAGCAUUCGCCAGGAGAUGCAAACGGAACUUUACAGCAUCAACAGCACACUUAACCUCACGGGUGACAUGGAUUACAUCUGUGACAUCAGCAGCUUGAACAGCAGCAGGAGAAUGGUGGACAACUGGCACUGCCACCUGGCCAAUAGUUUGGGUCCUCAUCAUCAGAAAUUUCGGACACUUGAGUCCAACUCCGUCACCGCCUCUCCAUCAUCCAACAUCUAUCACGAUGUUUGGUGUCGUUGGAACACGAGCUGCGUUUUAGAGGCAGGCUUUCCGAUCGGAGAUGACGUAGUAAUCCACUGGCUGCAUCUGUCAGUGCCAGAAGUCUACGUUCAUUCAUUCUACCAUGAGGCCGACCAGUUUGCGUAUCAGAACAAGCAGUUCAUGGGCAGGACAUCGCUGUUCAAGAAGAAGAUCAAACAGGGGAACGCAUCUCUGCUCUUGAAGAAUGUUAUUGUUGAAGAUGAAGGAAGGUACAAGUGCUACGUAGGAACCCACACGGAUGCCACAGAGUCCUUCAUUCAACUCCAUGUUGAAGCUCCAGUCACUACAAUCCAGAUCCAAAAAGUUGACAAACAACUUAUCUGCAGCUCAGAACGAAUCUUUCCUAAACCUGAACUCCGCUGGUCCACCAAGCCUGCACUGCCCCAUGCCCUCAACACCAAAUUCCAAAUCAACCAGGAGUGGCAGACACAACUUUACGACAUAAAAGGCUCGCUCGACAUCGCGGAUGACAGCGAUUCUUAUGUGGAAUACGUCUGCGACAUCCGCAGCUCUAGAAGCAGCAAGAGAGACACGUGGAAGAAACCAUAUGUAAUCACCACCUAA